Molecule: messenger RNA, 1527 nt
Organism: Durusdinium trenchii
Lineage: Eukaryota; Dinophyceae; Suessiales; Symbiodiniaceae
Source: the annotation of a GenBank genome assembly
AUGAUGGGGCGGCUGGCAUUCUCGGCUUGCUUUGUGGCCGUGGUUUGUCGAGGCCAACUGAUGUUGCACGCUCCACCCGCGCUGCUGGAGCACUUCACAGAAAGCGCCAAGGUCUCCCGGGAGGAGCGGCAGGUGAGCUUCUACGGCACGUCGGCGGUGCUGGGCUGGCCGCGCUGGGGUGACGGAUGUCAGGGCAGGUUGACCUUCUUGCAGGAGAGGGCAGCUGCAAUGCUGGCCUUCUCCCACGUUCAUCCGGAGAGCGGCUCUGAUCAAGAGCUGGUGCAGAAUCGCGGCUGGCCGCAUGUGAAGAAGACCUUCGGCAUGGUUGGAGCUCUCUUGGUGGUCUUUGGGCUGGCUUCGAUGCGCUUCUCCAACCAGUGCAUCAAUUUGAACAGCUUGCAGGGGAAAACCGAGCUGAAUGUGGAUGAUGCAAUCCUUAAGACCACAAAGAGAUUGCUCAAAGUCAAGGAUCGCAGUCUGGCAGAGAGCACUGUCUUGAAGGCCAUGAAGCAAGCCGGGCACAAUGCACAAAAGGACUGGGAGAAACAUCACGUUCGCAAACUUGACACCCUUGCAGUUCUCAAAGGACGCCAAGCAAUCAAGGACUUCCGCCGUGGACAGCAUAUCAAGGAAGCCGUGAAUGUAGAAUGUGCUUUCAACGUUCUGGAGGCUUUUCUUUCGGUCGUCGGCAUGGGGGAUGACAUCAAUGGCAUCAUCCGAACCUGCCCUCCACCUCGUGACGGCGAGUCCGAAUUGGCUUGUCAAGUGGAUUCAUCCAUGUUGGUGGCUUGGGUGGGAAAUGCUGCUGCAAAAAUCUCUUUGGCAGCUUCCAACUGCGCUUUGACCCUCAAUGUGAACUCUGUGUGUGCAGCAGGGGUCAGCGGCUUGGUUUCUGCCCUUGGAGAGAUUGCUGCUGGUGCUUGUUUGACUGGUGCUGCGUGCGCACCUACCCCUCCUUCGUUGAGUACAAGCCAAAUCAGCGUCUUGGGCGACCAUACUGCCCAAACCGGCCGCAGGCUUUUGAUCGGCCAAGGACCUGUUGGCAAUGGUGUGCAGUGUGGCGUAGAUGUUGGCAUGGUGGCUGCCAACAUUGCAAACUUGGGACUUGCCAUCAACAAAGCGGUGAAUGUAGAACGCUGCGGCAAGUUUGCGACUGAAAAGUCUCCAUUGAAUGUCUUGAAGGGAAUUCCUGAUGCGCUUUGUGUGGUGGAUAUUGCAGGAGCAGUGGCAUACAUUGGUGAGGUUGUGACAUUCAUCAAUCUGGUUGUGGUUCAGUGCCAAGACUUCCUGGAUGCGAGUGCUCUUUGUGGGGUUUCCAUUGCUGCUAUUACCACAGGUGCUGCUGCCAUCGCUGCAUAUGGAGGAGCAGUGCAUGCCGCUUGCCGCUACAACCAUUUGUUGAAGACUCCGAACCUUGGCCAGGAUAUUCUGAACUCAGCUUUGAAUUUGAAUUGUUCUUGGGUGUUUUGCUCCAGCCUCCAACAGGAAGGUUGCUAUCACUUUACUUUUACUUCACUGAGUUCUUGA